AUGGAAGAAAUGGCAGAAAUCAGUUACACAUACAAGGGCAGCGAAAAUCCUCUCGUUCUAGAAAUGAGUUUAAUAUCAACUGUGAACUGUAACUUUCAGCUUCAUCUGUAUCCUUGGGACGAGCAAGAAUGUGAAGUGAAGAUCAUGGUAACAAAUGUGCUCCCAGAUGGUGUAAAUGUGAGCCGUGACUCGCAGCUGGUGCAUUGCCCGACCAUCUUGGACCAAUACCACGUCAGGGACUGCUCUCUGAGGGAGGGAACUCUGACCCUGUCGCUCCGUCUGUCCCGCCGCUAUGAGUAUCACCUGUGGACCACCUAUUUGCCUACAUACCUCCUUCAGCUGUUGGGGUAUUGGUCGCUGUACUUACCUGUGGACAAGUUCAACGAGAGAGGCACCAUGAGCCUCACGACGCUGCUGGUGCUCAUCUCUCUAUACACGGAGACAAGCUCUUCUCUGCCCAGCACGGCCUACCUCAAGCACAUCGACAUCUGGUUCGUCUUCAACAUCUGCUUCCUCACUCUCAUCAUUGGCAUCCACCUGGCCACCUGCAGCAGCAUCAGUGAGGGCACUGGAUCUGACCAUCAGUCAAUAAAUCCCCUUUUCUUGCCUCGUUCCCCUGUCAAGAACAGAGACAAAUCAAGCAAGCUCUCGUGCAAUCAUGGGAAGGCUUUGACUGAUCCCGCUUUUGUGCUUGGGGUCAGCAGAGUUGUGUGUGCCAUUAUAUUAGCUGUCUUCAGUGCAAUCUACUUCUGGUUGAUCUGGUAG
This is a messenger RNA of Penaeus indicus, 765 nucleotides long. Its product is annotated as gamma-aminobutyric acid receptor subunit pi-like. The record is from RefSeq and is a predicted model, not a curated record. Bases 1 to 765 code for a protein of 254 amino acids. Gene Ontology annotation, cellular component: plasma membrane; synapse; neuron projection. The transcript is spliced from 4 exons. NCBI's taxonomy places the organism in Eukaryota, Metazoa, Arthropoda, Malacostraca, Decapoda, Penaeidae. Gene Ontology annotation, biological process: monoatomic ion transmembrane transport; regulation of membrane potential; chemical synaptic transmission. Gene Ontology annotation, molecular function: neurotransmitter receptor activity; extracellular ligand-gated monoatomic ion channel activity; transmembrane signaling receptor activity.